AGAGAAAGAGAAAGAAAGAGAGAGAGAGAGAGAUCCAAGCAAAGCGAAGCUAAGGAAAGCGAGCUCCUCUGGAUCUUCAAUGGCGGAAGCUUGGGAACUUGAUAAAGGUACCACCUUUGAUCGAUUCUGAUGAGAAGGAACGAUCGGUGAUCGAUCGGCGGCAGCGAGGAUGCAGAUACGGCUGUCGCCGAGCAUGAGGAGCAUCACCAUAUUGGCGGGCAGCGGUGGAGGUGGCGGCGGAGGUGGCUAUGGCUUAUUGGACCUCAUGAAGGUCAAGGUCGCCGCGCGGCACGUAUCGUAUCGGACGAUGUUGCAGACCGUCCUCAUCCUUGCUUUUCUCCUCCCUUUCGUCUUCAUCCUCACCGCUGUUGUGACCCUUGAGGGGGUCAACAGCUGCUCGUCUUUUGACUGCUUAGGAAGGCGGUUUGGGCCGAGUUUUCUUGUUAGGAGUGAUGAUCAAUCGAGGAGGCUUGUGAGGAAUCUAUACAAGACACUUGAUCAAGUAAAUGCUGAAGGAAUUCCAGAUGGCAUGAAGGCGCUGAGUUCAUUUGAAGAGUUCCUUUCUGAAAUAAAGAAAGGCCAGUUUGAUGCCAGGACAUUUGCAAUAAGUCUCAAGGCGACAAUGGAAAAUAUGGAUAAGGAGAUAAAAAAGGCAAAGCUUUUAGAGCAGUUGCACAAGCAUUUUGCAGCAACUUCUAUUCCUAAAGGCAUCCAUUGUCUAUCAUUGCGUUUGACUGAUGAAUAUUCAUCAAAUGCUCAUGCACGGAAACAAUUGCCUGCUCCAGAGUUGUUACCCUUUCUUUCUGAUAAUUCUUUACAUCAUUUUGUUGUAGCAAGUGACAACAUUCUUGCUGCCUCUGUUGUGGUCACUUCAGCUGUGAGAUCUUCUUUGCACCCUGAGAAGGUGGUCUUUCAUGUCAUAACUGACAAGAAGACUUACCCUGGUAUGCAUUCAUGGUUUGCUUUGAAUCCUCUUUCCCCUGCCAUUGUGGAGGUGAAAGGUGUUCACCAGUUUGACUGGUUGACUAGAGAAAAUGUACCUGUUCUUGAAGCUAUAGAAAAUAAUCUUGGUGUUAGAAAUCACUACCAUGGAAAUCAUCUCAUGGGGACCAAUCUCAGUGAUCCCCCUAGGGUUGUUGCUUCGAAGCUGCAGGCUAGGAGUCCGAAAUACAUUUCUUUGCUGAACCAUCUUCGCAUAUAUCUCCCUGAGCUUUUUCCAAACCUCAGCAAGGUGAUAUUUCUUGAUGAUGAUGUAGUUAUUCAGCGUGACUUGUCGCCACUUUGGGACAUCGAUCUUUCGGGAAAGGUAAAUGGUGCUGUAGAAACUUGCAAAGGUGAAGAUAAAUGGGUGAUGUCUAAGCGGCUGAAAACAUACCUCAACUUCUCCCAUCCCCGCAUAGCCAGCAAGUUUGAUCCUGAUGAGUGUGCUUGGGCCUAUGGAAUGAAUAUCUUUGAUUUGAGUGUGUGGAGAAAGACAGACAUCAGAGAUACUUACCAUCACUGGAUCAAAGAGAAUCUGAAGUCGAACCUGACAUUGUGGAAGCUUGGAACACUUCCACCAGCGCUGAUAGCAUUCAGAGGACACAUACAUCCUAUAGAUCCAUCUUGGCACAUGCUAGGCCUGGGUUACCAAGAGAAGUCUGACAUUGAUAGCGUGAGGAAGGCUGCGGUGAUCCAUUACAAUGGUCAGUGUAAACCAUGGCUAGAGAUUGGGUACAAACAUCUUCAACCUUUCUGGACAAAAUUUGUGAAUUACUCCAAUGAAUUUAUAAGGAACUGCCAUAUCUUGGAGCCUUAAUUAUAUAGAUGGAAUAGGCACGUCAGAGAAUUAUUCAUCGAAGGCAGGAUACUAGGAAUUGGGACUUGAGGCAAUGGUAACACAGAAGGAAGUCUUUGAUCGAGUUAUCUGUCUACAUUCAAUACCAUAUGCCGUCCUUCCCGGUCCUUGCCUUUCAGUGAUGAAUAGCUACAUUGCUGGUUACACGAUAUUCUUUCCAUUUUGUAACAUAUCAGAUCUGUGUUCUAUAGAAUACUCGACAGUUGAUCUAAAAGGCUCUUCUGGAGGGUCAUAUUGACCCUGUUUUUGAGCAAAGAGCGUACGUAGAAGCAUAACCGUCCCCAUGGAAUUGCUAUGGGUUGAACAACAAGCUGGAUAAACCAUACAGGAGACGGGGUUUAAAUUAUUUUGUUCAAAGGUGCCGGCAUAACUACUUCCUCUCUUUCUAGUUUGAUACAUGUUUACUAUUUUUUUCCCUCUAUUUUGUUAUGUAUGCAUAUGUUGAUUCUAGUGUUCAUGGAGAUAAAAUUGUUUCAAAUCCAAGAACUUGUGCUGAUAACAAGCUGGAUAGUUGUUUUCAUUCACAAGAUAUUGGAAAUGUGCAGAUGAUUCUUUUUAUCAUCUUUCUGUUAUCUUUA
Molecule: messenger RNA, 2415 nt
Organism: Dioscorea cayenensis subsp. rotundata (Guinea yam)
Lineage: Eukaryota; Viridiplantae; Streptophyta; Magnoliopsida; Dioscoreales; Dioscoreaceae
Product: probable galacturonosyltransferase 13
Exons: 6
Coding region: 170-1798 (542 amino acids)
Molecular function (GO): polygalacturonate 4-alpha-galacturonosyltransferase activity
Source: RefSeq, a predicted model, not a curated record